Molecule: messenger RNA, 3793 nt
Organism: Varanus komodoensis (Komodo dragon)
Lineage: Eukaryota; Metazoa; Chordata; Lepidosauria; Squamata; Varanidae
Gene: ZP1
Product: zona pellucida glycoprotein 1
Exons: 12
Coding region: 110-3793 (1227 amino acids)
Biological process (GO): prevention of polyspermy; binding of sperm to zona pellucida
Cellular component (GO): egg coat
Molecular function (GO): acrosin binding; structural constituent of egg coat
Source: RefSeq, a predicted model, not a curated record
CAUCUAAGCCACCACCUUCCCUACCCUAUAAAUCCCUGCUCUUCAACCAGCUGUGUUCCUAUGAGAGGGGUGGCUUCUUGGAAGUGUUUGCUCUGUAGCUGCUGCAGCCAUGGGGCUGGGCUGCAGUGGCUUUGUGGGUUUAGGGCUCUUGAUAAUUGCGGGGCUAUGCUAUGGGCAGGGUGACUUCAGGAGAGUUGGCUCCUUAGGCCUGCAGUAUCAGUACAGCUGUGGAGAGUACAGCAUGCAGCUGAUGGUAUUUCCUAGCCCAGGCAGAGAGGUCCGCUUUAAAUUACUGGAUGAGGAUGGGAUAGCCUUUGAGGUUUCAAAUUGCUCCAUCUGCCAUCACUGGAUUACAUUUCAUGAGAGAAAUGUUGCUUUCUCUGUGGGCUACAAUGGCUGUCGCGUGCUAAAGAAGGAUGGAAGGAUGCAUCUGAAAGUCCAUCUGGAGGAAUUAACAAGCAACAGAAUCACGGAUGCCCGUGACAUCAACAUGAUCUGCCCCAAACCACAAGAACAUCUUUUGAAACCAGAGGACAACCUGCCUUAUGUACCACAUCCUGGCCCGGCAAGCCUGACCCAGCCCCCUCAGCAUGGCCGAGUACGUCCACUCAGACCACAGGCCAAGGCCACACAGCCCAGCCUGAUGCAUCCACUUCAGCCCCAGCCCAGCCUGGUGCGCCCACCGCAGUCUGGCCUGGUGCGCCCACUCCAGCCUCAACCACAACAACCACAACCCGGACUGGUGCGUCCAUCCCAGCCUGAGCCCCCAAAACCUAGCCUGGAGCGCCUGCUCCAGCCUCAACCACAACCUGGCCUGGAACUCCCGCCACAGCCCGGCCUAGUGCGCCCACUCCAGCCACAGCCUGGCCUGGUGUGCCCAUUCCAUCCCCAGCCCUCGAAACCUGGCCUGGUACGCCCCUCGCAGCCUCAGCCCCCAAGGUCUGGCCUGGAGUGCCUACUGCAGCCCCAGCCUCAACCGCAACCCGGCCUGGUGCGCCCGCCCCAGCCUCAACCGCAACCCGGCCUGGUGCGCCCGCCCCAGCCUCAACCGCAACCCGGCCUGGUGCGCCUGCCCCAGCCCCAGCCCCCAAAGCCUGGCCUGGAGUACCCACCGCAGCCCCAGCCGGGCCUGGUGCGCCCGCCCCAGCCUCAACCACAACCCGGCCUGGUGCGCCCGCCCCAGCCUCAACCACAACCCGGCCUGGUGCGCCCCUUGCAGCCCCAGCCCCCAAAGCCUGGCCUGGAGCACCCACUGCAGCCCCAGCCGGGCCUGGUGCGCCCACUCCAGCCUCAACCACAACCGGGCCUGGUGCGCCCACUCCAGCCUCAACCACAACCUGGCCUUGUGCGCCCCCUGCAGCCUCAGCCGGGUUUGGUGCGCCCACUCCAGCCUCAACCACAACCCGGCCUGGAAAGCCCACUGCAGCCGCAGCCUGGUCUAGUGCGCCCACCGCAGCCUGGCCUGGAGCGCCCACUCCAGCCUCAACCACAACCGGGCCUGGUGCGCCCACUCCAGCCUCAACCACAACCCGGCCUGGUGCGCCCCCUGCAGCCCCAGCCGGGCUUGGUGCACCCAUCCCAGCCUCAACCACAACCCGGCCUGGAGCGCCCACUCCAGCCUCAACCACAACCCGGCCUGGUGCGCCCCCUGCAGCCCCAGCCGGGCUUGGUGCACCCAUCCCAGCCUGAGCCCCUGAAGCCUGGCUUCGAGCGCCCGUUGCUCCCACAACCUGGUAUAGUGCACCCCCUGCAACCACAGCCUGGCCUGGAGCAUCCACUGCAGCCCCAGCCACAACCCAGCCUGGUGCGCCUUCUGCAGCCCCAACCACAGGCACCACAACCCAGCCUGGUGCGCCCAUCCCAGCCCACGUCCCCGAAGCCUGGACUGGAGCGGCCACUGCAGCCACAACCCGGUAUAGUGCGCCCCCUGCAGCCCCAACCGCAGCCUGGCCUGGUGCGCCCCGUCCAGCCCCAGCCGCAGCCGCAGCCACCGCAGCCUGGCCUGGUGCGCCCCGUCCAGCCCCAGCCGCAGCCACCGCAGCCUGGCCUGGUGCGCCCCGUCCAGCCGCAGCCACCGCAGCCUGGCCUGGUGCGCCCCGUCCAGCCCCAGCCGCAGCCACCGCAGCCUGGCCUGGUGCGCCCCGUCCAGCCGCAGCCACCGCAGCCUGGCCUGGUGCGCCCCGUCCAGCCGCAGCCACAGCCACCGCAGCCUGGCCUGGUGCGCCCCGUCCAGCCGCAGCCACAGCCACCGCAGCCUGGCCUGGUGCGCCCCGUCCAGCCGCAGCCGCAGCCACCGCAGCCUGGCCUGGUGCGCCCCGUCCAGCCGCAGCCGCAGCCACCGCAGCCUGGCCUGGUGCGCCCCCUCCAGCCGCAGCCGCAGCCACCGCAGCCUGGCCUGGUGCGCCCCGUCCAGCCGCAGCCACCGCAGCCUGGCCUGGUGCGCCCCGUCCAGCCGCAGCCACCGCAGCCUGGCCUAGAGCGGCCACUGCAGCCACAACCUGGCCUGGUGCACCCACUCCAGCCAGGUUUAGUACAUCCAGUGCCACCACAGCCUGGCUUAGUACAGCCAGCACGCACCAUAGGUUCCUCUCUAACACUGGAGCAAUGCCAGGUUUCUUCUGGAAAGAUCCCCUGUGUGAGUGCAGAAGGACCAGCUGCCUGCUAUCAUACUGGAUGUUGCUAUGAUGAAAGGGACCAAAUGAUUCCAUGUUAUUAUGGCAACACAGCUACUGUUCAGUGCCUUCAGGAUGGUUACUUCAUCUUGGCUGUCUCCAGGGAUAUGUUGGACUACCCCAUCAUCCUGGACAGUGUUAAGCUCUCCUAUGCUCAAGGAAGAUGUGACCCUGUCAGGAAAACAGAGUCUUUCCUGCUGUUCCGCUUCCCCCUCACACAGUGUGGAACAACUGUCCAGGUGACAGGUGGCAGACUGAUAUAUGAAAACCAGCUAGUUUCAGGCAUUGACAUCUUAAGUGGACCAGAUGGCUUUAUCACCCGAGACAGCACCUUCAUCCUCCAUGCUCGCUGCAUCUACAAUGCCACUGACUUCCUGCCAGUUCAGGGUGAAGUAUUCUCUGCACCCACCCCAGCUCCAGUUAUCCAGGUGGGACCUCUCCGGCUUGAGCUGCGUAUUGCUACAGACUCCACAUACAGAUCCUACUACUCAGAUUACCCUGUGGUGAAGGUACUGCGGGAGCCAGUGCAUGUGGAGGUCCGCAUCCUGCAGAGAAUGGAUCCAUCCCUGGUUCUUGUUCUGCAUGAGUGCUGGGCUACUCCGAGCACCAAUCCCCUUGAGCAGCUGCAGUGGCCAAUCCUGGCAGCUGGGUGCCCAUUCAAAGGAGACAACUACAGAACCCAGCUGGUGCCCAUGGGGCCUGCCACAUCUGAGGUGUCCUUUCCAAACCACUACCAGCGCUUCAUCAUCUCCACCUUCACGUUUGUGGAUUCAGCUCCUCGGAUGGUACUUGAUGGCUUGGUGUACCUCUUCUGCAGUGUGUCUGUCUGUCACCCUUCACAGCUAGAACCCUGCAGGGUCGCAUGUCAAGAGCCAGUGACUGCAAGAGGCCGUAGGUUUUCUGAGAUGCACAAUGGGACACAAUCCUUAGACCUAGUAAGCACCAAUGGGGCUGUGAUCUUCCAAGGGAGCAGCCAGUCUCAUGAGAAACAAGUCAAAUGGGAGAAAGAUGACUCUUCCAGUGGAGACGUGACCUUGAUAUUCCUGGUGCUGCUGCCCUUAGUGGGCAUCAUUUUGUUUGUUGCUGUGCUAGUGUUCUGGAAGAAAAAGAAUAAGUUCUAA